AUGGCAACAAGUCUGGCCUAUUCGCCAGAUGGCCUACAUAUAGCCACUGGAGGCCGCGACUGCCGGGUUAAAGUAUGGCGUGUGGCCGGAGGCCGAGCCCUGGUCACAUUUUCUGAACAUCGUGCUCCAGUAACCUGUGUUGCUUUCCCUCGCCAAAAGCCGAAGGUCGUGGUAUCAUGCAGCCUCGACGGCACUGUCCGAGCUUAUGACUUAGUUAGGUAUGCCAUUCUCGUCUGUUUUUCUCCCUACGCGAGAUUUGCUUUGAUCAGUUUUAUUGCAUAG
Molecule: messenger RNA, 282 nt
Organism: Protopolystoma xenopodis
Lineage: Eukaryota; Metazoa; Platyhelminthes; Monogenea; Polystomatidea; Polystomatidae
Source: the annotation of a GenBank genome assembly